ACAGCUGCGAUGGUUACCAUAUUAUUAAUAGCGACAACAAUUUUCUUCGCUUUUUACGCGUGGUUUAAGUAUAAAUUUUCUUAUUGGGCAAGAAGAGGUGUAAAAGGACCAAGGCCCACGUUUCCAUUCGGGAAUAUGCGCGAUGUUAUAUUUCGAAGGAAGCAAUUGUUCCAACCCUACUGUGACAGCUAUAACACAUACAAACACCUACCUUACGUUGGACUAUACUCUUUCAGUAUACCAGUGUUGUGCAUCAAUGAUCCUGAUUUAGCAAAACAUAUCCUAAUUAAGGAUUUCGACUAUUUUCAAUCUCAUGGAAUAUUUACAAGCUCAGUUGGAGAUCCUUUCGGAGGCCAUAUUUUUAAUAUACACGGUGACAAGUGGAAAACCCUUCGAACGAAAUUAUCGCCAGCUUUCACAUUGGGAAAACUGAAGUCGUUUUUUCCGCUUGUAGAUAAAAUAUCUAAUGAAGGAUUACAGUAUGGCGAUAUGAUGUAUGAGAAAGGGGAAGUAAUCAACUUUUCAGAUUUCUAUUCAACAUAUGCGAUGGAAAAUAUUAGCAGCAUUGGUUUUGGUGUUAAUAACAACGGUUUUAAAUCGAACACAGAAUUUCAUAAGCGCGGUCGUCAGUUCUUUGAAUAUACUUCUUUUUAUCGGACAGUUACUCGAGCAAUUGCAUUCUUCGCUCCGGAGGCUUUCAAAGCAUUAAGAAUAAACCGAUUCGAUCCUGGCAUAUACAAUUUCUUUUAUAAUCUGGUGAGGGACGCUGUGGAUUAUCGCAAGAAAAACAGUUAUCGCCGUAAUGAUUUUCUUCAGACACUGAUUGAAAUAAAAGACAGGGAUACCCUGCCUUCCCUGUCAGGAACGGAAGAAUAUAGAUUUACGUUCAAUGAUAUCAUAGCGAAUACAUUGCUCUAUAUGUUCGCUGGCUACGAGACAUCGGCUGGGACAGGCAUGUUUGCGGCAUAUGAAUUGGCAAAAAACCCGGCUGUUCAGGCCAAAGCUAGAGAGGAGGUGAUCAGGGUCCUCGCAAAACAUAAUAACGAAUGGACGUAUGAAGCGCAAAAUGACAUGACGUAUAUAACCAUGGUUCUUGAAGAAACGAUGAGAAAAUAUCCACCAAUGCGCGCUCUGUUCCGGAGGUGUAAUAAAGAUUUCAAAGUACCUGACAGCGAUUUUGUUAUAGAAAACGGUACAUUACUGUUUAUACCCAUUCACGCAAUACAAAUGGACCCUGAUAUUUUCGAAAAUCCGGAGCGAUUCGACCCAGAGCGAUUCACACCUGAGAAGAAAGCUAAGAUGCAUCCAUGUCAUUGGAUGCCGUUCGGGGAGGGACCUAAGAAAUGUUUAGGUAUUCGUCAAGGCUACAUACAAUCAAAAAUGUUGUUAGUGAAAUUACUUACCAAAUACGAACUAUCAUUGGACGAAAAAACAGAAGAUCCAAUUCGAAUCAAGGCAACAUCAUUUUCUUGCGCUCCUGAGAGUGGUAUUUGGAUCAAAUUAAAAAAAAAAGAUUAUUUUUCUUGAAAUUGAAUACGUAUAUUAAUGGAAGUUAAAAGGGCUUAAACUAUUGUAUACUGUUUGAAAAUACUGUUAAUGAUUUAUAAAAUAUAUUUUUUCAAAUGUGUUCUUUUUCGAAGGACAGUAAAAUAG
This is a messenger RNA of Pieris napi, 1653 nucleotides long. RefSeq names its product probable cytochrome P450 6a13. Bases 10 to 1527 code for a protein of 505 amino acids. The record is from RefSeq and is a predicted model, not a curated record. Lineage: Eukaryota; Metazoa; Arthropoda; Insecta; Lepidoptera; Pieridae. The transcript has 5 exons. Gene Ontology annotation, molecular function: heme binding; oxidoreductase activity, acting on paired donors, with incorporation or reduction of molecular oxygen; monooxygenase activity.